AUGAAGUUUCUCUCCAGCUCCCUACUCCUCACCUCCGUAGCCGUUGUCUAUGGGGGAUCAAUUCCUGCCUUCAUCCCGGAAAGAACUAGUUCUCUCGAUACACCACUCGGAAUCAGUUUCCCGGCGCUUUAUGACCUCCGCCAGCCUCUCGCUUCAUCCACUGACACCGGAACUGGCUCUUGGUGGGCUGCCACCUAUCUCAAAUCCUCCAACAACACAAAUUAUCUCCUAAUCUCCCACCUCAUGACUGCCCCAGGCCUAAUCCGAGCUUCCCUUCUCGACCUAGACACACUAUCACUCUACAAACAAUUCUAUAUCCCCAUCGUGAAUGUCCCCGCCAUCAGUGUUGGCGGGCUCCUAAAUGUCAGCAUUCCAACGCAGUACGGCUUCAAAGCCAUUGGAUCCGACGGUCUCCCCGCUUUCCACACGUGGGCCAAGGACCCUCAAUUCUCUUACAACAUCACCUUCCAGCCCACCUCUCCAAUCAUUUAUAAUGCCGGCGCGGGAGGUUUCUUGCUCGGCCUCGCCCCUACAUACCAGUACAGCGUGCCCUCCGCGUUCACAACGGGGACUCUCCAGAUUGGUGAUGGCGAGGAGCUCACGAUUGAUGAGGAUAACUCGUUCACCUGGUUUGACCGCCAAUGGGGAGCCGGCCUUCCUCUCACAGGGAACUUCACGUGGUUCCAUGCUCACCUCGGUGGAGGGGUCAAGUUGAGUAUCUGGGCGGCGGAUAGCGAGAUCCCAUACCAGAGGACUAGGUUCGCGACGAUUAGGAGGGCGGAUGGGGCGCUGGAUGUGAGGGCGAUUGAGUUUGAGCCGGACUAUAGUAAUGGCGGGUAUAAGUCAACAAGGCUCAACAAUGUGGUUUAUGCUACUGCAUGGACGGUGAAGUUUGGCGAAGAGGCAUUGAGGAUUGAGAGUGUGAGGAAGGAUCAGGAGAUGGUUGGGUCAGUCGGACUGGUGUCUACUUACACGGGGUAUAUUACUGUGAAGGGCAAAUUUGAAGGGGAUGCUGUUGACGCUUUUGGCUCGACUGAAGUUAUCGAUUUUAAAAAUGGUGCCAUGGUGGUUUAG
Messenger RNA from Morchella importuna, 1074 nucleotides. RefSeq lists its product as uncharacterized. Bases 1 to 1074 code for a protein of 357 amino acids. The record is from RefSeq and is a predicted model, not a curated record. NCBI's taxonomy places the organism in Eukaryota, Fungi, Ascomycota, Pezizomycetes, Pezizales, Morchellaceae. The transcript is spliced from 2 exons.